Messenger RNA from Anoplophora glabripennis (Asian longhorned beetle), 1601 nucleotides. It is a transcript of the gene ohgt, whose product is annotated as protein cereblon. The transcript has 10 exons. Lineage: Eukaryota; Metazoa; Arthropoda; Insecta; Coleoptera; Cerambycidae. Bases 69 to 1400 code for a protein of 443 amino acids. The record is from RefSeq and is a predicted model, not a curated record.
CACUGUUUACAUCGCAAAUGUCGGUGAAAGUCGUAGUUUUAUUUACAAACAAAAAUAAGAAGUAAAUAAUGUCAGAUCCAGAUCCCGAAAAUUGGGGUGAAGAUGAUGACAACGAUCCAGACUAUGUACCCCCUGGUGAAAUGGAAAACGGGCACAUAACUCAAUCGUCAAAUUCGAAUACGGAAGAUUCAGACUCUUCAGAAGAUGAGAAUCCAGCAGGAUCCAACAAUGGUCAAUUUGACACCGAUCUGCCUACUACUCAUAGGUAUUUGGGCAAGUUAAACAAUGUCAGCGGCUAUACCCUCUAUGACGAUGGUGAGAUUAUAGACAUUCUGGCGAUAUACACCACAACUAUGGUUUUUCCUGGAUUCACCCUCCCCUUGGUAAUGAACAAUUAUGUUGAAACUACUAUGAUGCAAAAUUUUAUAGAGAAAAAUAACGUUUUUGUACUUUUAUGUGCAAAUGCACACUUCAACGGCAUUUACAACUUUGGAGUGACGAUGGAAAUUUUCGAGACUCAAAUGAGAAACAACGUCCUUAAUAUCAAAGCGAGGGGCAGGCAAAGGUGCAAGCUGGUGCCGGGCUGCGAAAUAAAAAAUUGGGCCGGACGACUGAAGCAGGUCACUAUUAAAAUCAUCGCAGAACCUGAAAUUACCUCGCCACUUUGUGAUACGCAAAUGCUUUCGUUGAAACGAAAGAGACUGUUUACUUCUACGGAGUUUUGUGAUAUUUUAAAGCAUUAUAAGUACAGAAGGUACCACCUAGCACAAUACCCUCUGCCUUCGUGGGUAUACGACAAAUAUGAGAUAAGUUACUAUUCGAAGUUGUUGUUAAAUGGUUUAUCACAUUAUGUAGGGGAAUAUAUUCCAAGGGACCCCGUAAUGUUAAGUUACUGGUUCGUCCAGAACUAUCAGUUGAACCAUGUAGAGCGGUUGCAAAUUUUAAAGUUAAAUUCUGCUUUAGAAAGGCUAAGAUUAGAAUAUAGGUUUUUAAAACAGGAGAGAAAAAUGUGUUGCAACAGUUGUGGAAUGGAAAUAACGGACCCUAGUAAGGUAUUUGCUAUGUCAAAGGAUGGAAUUCAAAGCAACUAUGUAAAUCCUGGUGGGCAUGUCUACGAAACCGUAACUGUGAUGUCUGCAGAAAAUUUCCAGUUAGUAGGAAACCCCUCAAAGCAGUUCUCAUGGUUUCCUGGGUACGCUUGGACGAUUAUGCAGUGCAAUUUCUGCAAUAACCACUUGGGCUGGAGAUUUACAAGUACAAUACUAAGACCCAAUUGUUUUUAUGGGUUAGCGAAGAGCGGAUUUAAAGUGGUGAUCCAUUUGAAGGCGCCCUCUGAGGAGGAACAAAUGGAGAUCUUCCAGGGCGGGCGCAUGACGUAUUCUAGAGAUUAUAUACCUUAAAUACGGUAGAUGUUCUAUGUCGUUCCUGUGUUGAAUUAAGUCAAGACUAACAAUUUUUGUAAGAGGUAAACAUGUAUGUAUUAUUUAUUGCUGCUACUUAUAUUUUUACAAGUUCUUUUCUAUUUAAGUAAAUGUGUAAAAAAACUGUUUUAAUUUAUGAAACGAGUAAUUGCUUCUUGUAAAUAUACACUGUAUAGGUAA